AUGUUUUGGGGGAUAGUCGGGAUGGGGGCAAAGAUGUUGGCGAUGGUCGUCCUUUUAUUGGUGUCUGUGGCAUUUUUGACAUUGGCAGAAAGAAAAGUAUUAGGGUAUAUUCAAAGUAGAAAGGGGCCGAAUAUAGAGGGGGUGUGGGGAGUAAUACAACCAUUUGCGGAUGGGUUGAAAUUAUUUACUAAAGAAAUGAUUAUGCCGAAUCAUGCUAAUAUAUUUUUAUAUUGACUGUCUCCAAUUUUUUCCUUGACCUUGGCGUUUAUAGCAUGGGGGGUAAUGCCAUAUAGCAAUGGGAUCGUAUUUAGCGAUUUAGGGCAGGGUUUGUUAUAUAUCUUUGCGGUAUCGUCGAUAAGUGUGUAUGCCGUAUUGAUGUCCGGAUGGGCAAGUAACUCAAGAUAUGGUUUUUUAGGGGCGAUAAGGGCUGCUGCCCAAAUGAUUAGUUAUGAAGUAUCAAUAGGGUUGAUAAUUAUAUCGGUAGUAUUGUGUGUGGGGUCGUUGAAUUUGACCCAAAUCGUGAUGGCCCAGGGUUACAUGUGGUACAUAGCCCCACUAUGGCCAGCUGCAAUGAUGUUCUUUGUUUCCGCCUUGGCCGAAACAAAUCGAGUGCCAUUCGAUUUAACGGAAGGGGAGUCAGAAUUGGUAUCCGGAUUCAAUGUGGAAUACCCAAGUAUGUCCUUCGCGUUGUUCUUUUUAGCAGAAUACGCCAAUAUCAUUUUAAUGUCGGCCUUGAGUGCAGUUUUAUUUUUAGGUGGUGGGUGAUUGGGGGUAAAAACAUCCGUUAUUGUAUAUAUAUUUAUUUGAAUUCGAGCAACCUUCCCGCGAGUCAGGUACGACCAAUUGAUGGCUCUAUUGUGGAAAUCCUACUUGCCCUUGAGUUUGGGGUUCGUGACAUUAGUUUCGGGGACUUUGAUCGGGGUAAACGGGCUGCUACCCUAUUAG
This is a messenger RNA of Amphimedon queenslandica, 945 nucleotides long. The record is from the annotation of a RefSeq genome assembly. NCBI's taxonomy places the organism in Eukaryota, Metazoa, Porifera, Demospongiae, Haplosclerida, Niphatidae.